AGUUGCUGCAAGCGCGUUGUUAUUUUACAAUUGUGUGUGGUUUCUGGUCAUUUGGAUUGUAUGUUUUUCGCGUUAUAUUUAUUUCCUGAAUCCUGAAUUCCUGAAGAUGUGCCAGAUAUCUGCUCACGGCACCAGAGAAUGCGGCGUGUGAUGCCACUGGACCAGAAGGAGUGAGGAAGAGGAGACAAGGAGAGAGAGAGAGAGAGAGAAAACGAGUGAAAGAGAGAGGGAGUCUGAAGAGAAAGAGAGAGAGAGCCUGAACCUGAAGCCGUGACAGGAAAGGGCCAGAUUAAAGGGCAUCGUCUCGUCUGCGGAGCCAAAUCCCACAGACAGGAUGUCAGCGGCGGGCUCAGCCAAGCAGGAGAGGAGCGUCUGUGUUCUCCUUCCCACCAAGGAGCAGCUGGACAUCACCGUGGGGGUGAAAUCCACCGGACAAGAGGUCCUCAACCAGAUAUCCAAGCUCCUCUGUGUCAAAGAGCUGCACUUCUUCGGUCUCACAGUAGUCAAGGACAACGAACACAUAUAUCUGGACUUAGAGGAGAAACUAACCAAGUAUUUCCCCAAGGAAUGGAAGCAAGAGCCUGUGAAGGGCCCACAGAAACGGAUCCCUCUGCUGCUCUUCCUCAAAGUGCAGUUCUAUGUGGAGAACGGUCGACUCAUCAGCGAGCGCAAGGCACGGCAGCUGUACUUUGCGGACCUGCGGGAGCGCGUGCUGAGGUCAGAGUGCCGUCAGCAGGAGGAGGUCUACUUCCAGCUGGCUGGCUAUGCUCUGCAGGCUGACCUACCCGACCACCCCACGCACCACCUGACGGACGCGGGCACGUCAAAGGCCUACUUUCAGUCCAAGGAUUACUUCCCUCCAUGGAUAGUGGCAAAGCGGGGUGUUGACUACCUGUUGCGGCACGGUCCCAACAUGCACCGGGAGCUUUGGGGGAUGCCCGCACGUGACGCCGUUCUCCUCUUCAUCCGAGAGUCUUGUCGACUGGAGGACGUACCCGUGACUUUCUACAGGCUCCAGAAGGACAAGAGAGAGGAGAGGGGUUCCGCACUGCUGGGCCUGACUCUGCGAGGAAUGCAGGUUUAUCAGGAGGUCAACAACAUGCGUCAGCUGCUUUACGACUUCCCCUGGUCCAAUGUCGGGAGACUCACCUUUCUGGGAAAGAAGUUUGAGAUCCAGCCAGACGGUCUGCCGUCGGCACGGAAGCUGGUGUACUAUACGGGCUCAGCGUUCCGCUCGCGGCACCUACUGCUCCAUCUGAGCAGCAGCCACCAGCUCUAUCUCAGCCUGCAGCCAGCUCUCACACACCUGCGGCAGCUGGAGGAGAAUAAAGAGAAAAAGCGCUACCGGGAGUCCUACAUCAGCGACGACCUUGACCUCGACCCUCAGGGCAGUGACGGAAGCCCACGCCUGUCACGCCGAUCGACCAGCAGCUCGGGCAUCGAGGCGGACACACGGCAACGAAGCGUCUCCGUGGAGAUGACUUCGGUGGACGAGGAAGGGCUGCGGCAGACGGAAGAGAAGUCCUUCAGCUCGGCGGCGAGCCUGGGCAGCUCACACACCUCGGGCGUGGACACGGGCAGCAAGGCGCGCGCCGACGAGGACGAGUGGCAGGAGGAUGAGAUGCAAGUUCGAGUGAGUAGUCCUGGGGAGGUCUCCGUGGACAGUCCUGGCGAAGUCUCCGUGGACGACCCGCAGGAGAUGCUCCGAUUGGCUGAGCUGCUGGAGGGUGUGUCUGUGGACUGUCCAUCUUUCAUCUCCGAGAUGUAUUCUAGAGGUAUCAAAACGAGUCUUGUUGACGCGGCAGACGGUCAGCUGAAGCUUGGCAGCACUGAUACACUUGGACCGGUCAUGAGCUGGAAGACUCGAACGUGUGUGGAGCGCCACAGCCAGAGUCUGGACGACAUCCACCUCUUCUCCCCGUCGACGCCCCUGGGCAACGUCCCUCAGGCCAACACCUCCCACAGUUACACGUUUGGACUCCCCGAGAGCCACAUCUCCCUCAAGAGCCAUCAGCACCCGGUCAUCCAGUGCCCGGCCAAGCCUUCUUUCUACGGGCGUCGCUCCAUGAACUGCCUCUCUCUGGACCUGCUGGAGGACGAACAACUGCUGGAGUUAAUUUUGUGAGGCGAGAGGAGAGAGAGAGAGAGAGAGAGAGAGACAGAGAGAGAGAGAGAGAGAAUGAGAGAGUGAGAAUGAGAGAGAAUUUUUCAUGAAUGAAAAAGAAAAAAAAUGGACGAGGGGAGGGGGGCAGGCAAGAGAAAGACUAUUAACCCUUAGCAAACCCAUCACACUUGGUGUGUUGUACUAAGCAUGUCCUGGACAACUCACACACACACACACAGACACACACACACACACACACACACACACACACACACACACACACACACUCACACACACACACACACACACAUAUAUAUAUAUUCAGUGUGUGCUAUUCAGUGUGUGCUGAAUUGACAGUAUUGAUGAACAAUCCAUUUGUGUAUUUGUGUAUAAUGUAUUUACACAUGGGGUGGUUUGCAUAUGUGUCUAUGUGGAAUGGAUAGCCUGAACAUAAUGCCAUUUUUUUUAUCUGAGUGCCUGUCGGUAUCAUACCUGUCAACACUCCCGUUUUUCCUGGGUUCUCCCGUAUUUCAAGGUCAUCUCCCGGU
Alosa alosa (allis shad) is the source of this 2652-nucleotide messenger RNA. RefSeq lists its product as uncharacterized. The transcript has 14 exons. Lineage: Eukaryota; Metazoa; Chordata; Actinopteri; Clupeiformes; Clupeidae. The coding region runs from base 335 to 2125 and encodes 596 amino acids. The record is from RefSeq and is a predicted model, not a curated record. Gene Ontology annotation, biological process: positive regulation of hippo signaling. Gene Ontology annotation, cellular component: cytoskeleton; cytoplasmic side of apical plasma membrane.